Molecule: messenger RNA, 763 nt
Organism: Mycetomoellerius zeteki
Lineage: Eukaryota; Metazoa; Arthropoda; Insecta; Hymenoptera; Formicidae
Product: short coiled-coil protein B
Exons: 4
Coding region: 180-602 (140 amino acids)
Cellular component (GO): trans-Golgi network
Source: RefSeq, a predicted model, not a curated record
ACUGCAUUCAACAAAACACAACGGUUUUGCAACCGUUUUGUGAUUGCUGAGAUAGGAUCAUUCUUCUAGAUCUAAAAGUAUAAUCCAAUCAGCACCGAAGAAAACGUCCAACAGUUGCGAAAUAAACGGUCUGCUGAACGCAGCUACUGUAUUACGUUCCUAAUUAUCGUAAUCGCGUGAUGUCGGUGAUAAUGACAGCCAAGCUUCAAGACGACAUGAAUAGUAUACCUCUGGCGGAUGACGAUCCGCAAGUAAUAAUACCAGAAGAGGAAAUCUUGGACAAUGCCUCACAUAUAUCUGAUCCGCUAGGCAGAGGACGCAGCAUGGAUUCUAUACCAUCGACAUUUACUAAUGGCAGCUGUAGUCCUAACAGUUUAGAUCCUGAUAUUAGCCCAGACGAGCAAGAAGAGAAAGCUAGAUUGAUUGCACAGGUUCUCGAAUUGCAAAAUACUUUGGAUGAUCUGUCACAGAGAGUGGACAGCGUAAAGGAAGAGAAUCUCAAGCUGAGAAGUGAAAAUCAGGUUCUGAGCCAGUACAUUGAGAAUUUAAUGUCUGCAUCGAGCGUAUUUCAGUCGACAAGUCCCAAUAUCAAAAAGAAGUGAACCAUACCAUAUUAAUCAAAUAAUUAGACAAUUUUUAUGAAAACAAACUGCAGUAAUUUUGAAGUACAAUAGUUACGAUUGUUUUGAGUAUUUUGGAAAGUAUCAGCAUGCAUAAAUUUUAUUCCGAUUUACAUUUAUCAAAAAGUAACGCAAAAAUUCUA